Molecule: messenger RNA, 1593 nt
Organism: Sparassis crispa
Lineage: Eukaryota; Fungi; Basidiomycota; Agaricomycetes; Polyporales; Sparassidaceae
Product: Probable serine
Exons: 16
Coding region: 1-1593 (530 amino acids)
Biological process (GO): proteolysis
Molecular function (GO): serine-type carboxypeptidase activity
Source: RefSeq, a predicted model, not a curated record
AUGUUCUCUGCUCUCAGGCUUUCAAGUGCGUUUUUCGCGCUCCUCGCGCUCCUACCUGUCGGGAAUGUCUGCGUCGGUGCACGCGACAUGGCUUACAUGAAGCACAAACUUCGAGUUAGCCAAUUGGAGGCAGCGAAGAGGUGGGCUCCGAAUACCCGCGCAGACGCAGAGGGCGGUCCGGGGACAGUGAAGAACAUCACCUUCACUAACCCUCGCGCUACAGAAUUUUACGUCGACGGGGCUGCUAUCCCCUUGGUCGAUUGGGAUAUUGGACCCAGCUGGGCGGGGCUGCUGCCCAUCAGUAAUGCCACCGAUGAAACAAGACAGCUGUUCUUCUGGUUCUAUCCCCCUGGUCCGGGAGGCAGUCUCGAUGACCUGAUUUUCUGGACAAAUGGUGGGCCGGGCUGCUCCUCCCUCGAAGGUCUGCUGCAGGAGAACGGACCAAUCAGCUGGAUGUAUGGCCAGGCAAAGCCCACACCGAAUCAGUACAGCUGGACCAACCUCUCCAGCAUACUGUAUGUUGAGCAGCCUGUCGGCACCGGCUUCUCUCAGGAUGAUCUCGCUGUGCAGCUCGUGGGAUUCAUGCAGCAAUUCCUGAAUGUGUUCUCCGAACUGGAGGGAAAGAACCUCUACCUGACUGGGGAAAGCGUGGGUUCUGGUACCACCAUCUUCAAGGAGUAUUCGCUCACUUUUGUACUCCCUUGCGAUUAUGAUGGCAGUAUGCUGGGAUACAUCGCAAACUACAUCUACGAAAAUCCCAGUCUGCUCGAUCUCUCCCUCAAAGGAUUUUGGAUCUCGGAUCCUUCCAUAUCAUGGGACGUCGUUCAGGAGGAGAUUCCCGCCGUUGCCUUCGUGAACAAGUAUUUGAAUGUCUUCUCCUUCAAUCAGACAUUCAUGGACCAGCUGAACGCGCAGGCUGCUCAGUGUGGAUAUACUGAUUAUUACGAGAAGUAUGUCACGUACCCACCGACUAGCUUACUCCCUCUUCCUGGAGACUCCGUGGAGUUUGAUCCAGGUUGCGAUGUUUGGGACGAGAUCUUUAAUGCUGCCGUGAUAGUCAAUCCUGCAUUCAAUAUCUACAGGAUCUUUGACACUUAUCCAAUCUUGUGGGAUGUCCUCGGCUUCCCCGGUUCUUUCCCACAAACUCAAGUCUCCCCGCUGUACUUCAACCGUGAUGAUGUCAAGAGGGCAAUCCAUGCCCCGAUGGAGGUCGACUGGGUCGAAUGUUCUAACAUCAAUGUCUUCCCUUGGGGCGACGCCAGUCCGCCGUCGGCAUUCAGCGUGCUGCCGAACGUAAUCGAGAAGAGCGAGCGCGCCGUUGUCGUGCACGGGCUCGCGGACUUCAUCUUGCUCUCGGAUGGGACGAGGAUUGCUAUCCAGAACAUGACAUGGAACGGCUUGCAAGGCUUUCAGACACCCAUCGCGAAUGAUAGCUUUAUCGUUGAUGGCGUCGGCGCACUCGGAACGUCGCACACCGAGCGGGGGCUGACGUACUACGAGGUUGAACUUAGCGGACAUAUGGUGCCACAAUUUUCUCCUGUGGCUGCAUUGCAGAUCAUGGAGUACUUGAUGGGUUUCAGACAGGAUCCUUGA